Fragaria vesca subsp. vesca is the source of this 1281-nucleotide messenger RNA. RefSeq names its product transcription factor RF2b-like. Lineage: Eukaryota; Viridiplantae; Streptophyta; Magnoliopsida; Rosales; Rosaceae. Gene Ontology annotation, molecular function: DNA-binding transcription factor activity. Gene Ontology annotation, biological process: regulation of DNA-templated transcription. Gene Ontology annotation, cellular component: nucleus. The coding region runs from base 1 to 1281 and encodes 426 amino acids. The transcript is spliced from 4 exons. The record is from RefSeq and is a predicted model, not a curated record.
AUGUCCUCCACAACUCCUCCACCUCCACAACCAGAGCCACCAAAGCCAAUGCACCACCACUCCAAUCCCAAUCCCAUUCCCAUUCCCAACCCUAACCCUACUUUCCUCCCCAAUCCCAAAGACCCUCUCUUUCUUCCUUCUCCUGCUGCCAAUGUGAAACCCACCGUGAUCUCCUCCGAGAAUCGCGCGGCGCCAUUCACCACCAGCGCUGCCACGUCAUCCUCCUCCACCUCCUCCUCCUCUUCCUCCUCCACCUCUACAAUGCUGGGCUCUCUCCCCAACACCAACCCUUUCAUCAGAUCAUCAACCUCCGCCCACCACCACUUUCCCGCCACAACUCACCGGAGGGCCCACUCCGAGGUCAGCUUCCGGCUGCCGGAGGAUCUCAUGGAUCUUUCCGGCCCCGAUCCCUUCACCUCCUCCGCCGCCGCCGCCGCCGACGACGAGGAGGAUCUCUUCUCCACCUACAUCGACCUCGACAAGCUCCAGGCCGGCGCCUCCGCCGCCACCGACGACGACAGCGGCGGCGGCGGAGAGAAGAGGGCGGCGUCGCGGCACAGGCAUAGUAGCUCCGUGGACACGUCGUCGACGUCGACGGGCGUGUUCGGUGAGGUUAUGGAGGCCAAGAAGGCAAUGCCGCCGGAUAAGCUCGCCGAGCUUUGGACUCUUGAUCCAAAGCGCGCCAAAAGGAUAUUAGCAAAUCGGCAGUCUGCUGCUCGCUCAAAGGAGAGGAAGGCCCGCUAUAUACAAGAACUUGAGCGCAAAGUUCAGACCCUUCAGACAGAAGCAACCACUCUUUCUGCCCAACUCACAUUAUUCCAGAGGGACACAACAGGUCUGAAUACUGAAAACACAGAGCUUAAGCUUCGACUACAAGCUAUGGAGCAACAAGCUCAGUUGCGAGAUGCUCUAAAUGAAGCACUGAAGAAGGAGGUUGAGAGGCUCAAGUUUGCCACAGGGGAGAUGAUGAACCAUUCAGAAUCAUUCAACUUGGGAAUGCAGCAGAUGCCAUAUAACAACAACCAGUCGGCUUAUUUUCCAAUUACACAACAGCAACCAGGACCUGCUGGUCACCAGAACAUGCAGAUGCCACCAUUUAAUCAUUCCCAGUCUAGUAUGCCAAGUAACCUUCAUCAGCCAAACUCUCAUACUCUUUCAGAUAUUAUGCAGAACGGCCCUGUUGGUCAGUUACAGGGGCUUGACAUCAGUAAUAAAAUGCCACAUCUCGUGAAGUCUGAAGGCCCCUCACUUUCUGCAAGUGAGAGUAGUACCACUUUUUAA